Temnothorax curvispinosus is the source of this 1557-nucleotide messenger RNA. RefSeq lists its product as uncharacterized. The transcript has a single exon. NCBI's taxonomy places the organism in Eukaryota, Metazoa, Arthropoda, Insecta, Hymenoptera, Formicidae. The record is from RefSeq and is a predicted model, not a curated record. The annotation marks the transcript as partial.
AUGCAGGAUUAUUUGAAUAACGGUUAUAUGAAACUGAUUGAACGGCCGUUCCCGGUGGACGGACCUGUAUUCUAUUUGCCCCAUCAUGGGGUAGUCAAAUCGGAUAGCACUACCACAAAAUUGCGGGUCGUAUUUGACGCCUCGGCGAAGGAUUUGAACGGCGUUUCGUUGAACGACGUAUUGCGAUCCGGGCCUAAGUUACAGACGGAUAUAGUCGUGAUAUUGUCGAGGUUCCGGGUAGGCCGCGUGGCGCUCACUGCAGACGUCAGACAAAUGUUCCUUCGGAUCUUGGUCGAGCGCGGUCAAUGUGACUACCAGAGAAUAGUCUGGCGUUUCUCGGAGAAUGAUCCGAUAUUAGACUACUUGAUGUUGACUGUCACUUUUGGAUUGACGUGUUCUCCGUUCCUGGCAAUCGCCUGCUUGUUGAAAUUGGCAACGGAAGGCAAAGUGAGCUACCCUCUGGCCGCGGCGGUCUUGGAGGAGAGCGUCUAUGUCGACGACGUGGUGGCGAGCGCCGAAUCUGAGGGGGAAGCCCGUGAGCUUCAGCGGCAGUUACAAGCUUUGCUUAAAACCGCGGGUUUCGGGCUCAGGAAAUGGGCCAGCAGCCAUCCGUCAGUCUUAGCAGGUCUCGAUCCAGAGCUUUGCAGUCAAUCAUUGCUAUCGUUUAAAUCCUCGGAAGAUCAGUUUCUCAAAGUUCUCGGACUUCGUUGGUAUCCUCAAACGGACAACUUCGGCUUUCAGGUCCACCCGUUGGACAGAGAUUGUACCAAACGCACCAUUCUCUCGGAACUGGCUCGUAUUUUCGACCCGUUAGGCUUUCUGACUUUCCUUACGUUUGCAGCUAAAAGACUGAUACAGCAACUCUGGGUGCUCAAAUUAGAGUGGGACGAUAGGCCUCCUUCGGAAGUAUGUUCUCGAUGGGGACGAUACAAAUCGGAACUCCCCGCGCUAGCUUCUAUUCGCAUACCUCGUACUAUCGCCAUGGCCAACGUAAUCCGACGGGAGAUACACGGAUUUUGUGACGCGAGUGAACAGGGCUACGGAGCCGUUGUAUAUAUUAGAAUCGUCGCCGAGGACGGGGUACUGAUUCGAAUGCUCAGCGCCAAGUCAAAGGUGGCCCCGCUUAAGGCCAUCACCUUGCCGAGACUCGAGCUUUGCGCAGCCGUUUUACUGUCGGACUUAGCGGAGUAUAUCGGGAACAUCCUCCGGCCUAAGAUUACUAUCGACGGCACGUAUGCGUGGUCUGAUUCCGAGGUCGCGCUCGCCUGGAUACGUUCGGCCCCCCACCGUUGGAAGACGUUUGUGCGCAAUCGUGUGGCCCGCAUCCAGUCCAACACAGAUAUCUCUUGCUGGAGACAUGUCGACACCAAGUCUAACCCCGCCGAUUGUUGCUCAAGGGGCUUGUUUCCUCAAGAAUUAGUGGAUCACCAGCUUUGGUGGACCGGCCCUGCGUGGCUCGCCGAAUUCGAGCCCACUCCAGAAACGAUAUUGGAGACUGACGAUUUUCCGGAGGAAGAAAAAUCUCGUGCUUUUGUUGUUGUAAAUCCUGCUGAUGUC